AUGUUCGUCCGUGGGGCAGCACUCAUGCUGCUGCUCCUCUGCCUCGUCCAGCUGGCUCUCUGCGCCGAGGACUACUAUAACGUCCUCGGCAUCGGCAGGUCUGCCUCGGAUCGAGAGAUCAAGUCUGCCUACCGCAAACUGAGCAAGAAAUACCACCCCGAUAAGAAUCCUGGCGACGACACGGCAAAGGACAAGUUUGUCGAAGUCUCGGAAGCAUACGAAGCCCUCAUCGACCCCGAAACCCGCAAGAUCUACGACAAGCACGGCCACGAGGGCCUCAAGCAGCAACAGCAAGGCGGCGGCUUCCACCGCCACGACCCCUUCGACGUCUUCUCUCGUUUCUUCGGCGGCGGCGGCCACUUUGGCGGCCACGGUCAGCGCCGCGGACAGGACAUCAACGUGCGCGUCGGCAUCUCGCUCCGCGACUUCUACAACGGCGUCAACACCGAGUUCCAGUGGGACAAGCAGCACAUCUGCGAGGACUGCGGGGGUACAGGCUCCGCCGAUGGCACUGUCGACACGUGCGGCGUCUGCCAGGGCCGCGGCAUGCGCAUCGUCAAACACCAGCUCGCGCCCGGUAUGUUCCAGCAGGUCCAGAUGCAGUGCGACGCCUGCGGCGGCCGCGGCAAGAGCAUCAAGCACAAGUGCCGCACCUGCGGCGGCGAGCGCGUCGUGCGCAAGCCCACGGCGGUGCAGCUCACCGUUACGCGGGGCGCCGCGCGCGACAGCCAGAUCGUCUACGAGAACGAGGCCGACGCGAGCCCGGAUUACGUCGCUGGCAACCUGGUCGUGACGCUCGCCGAGAAGGAGCCCGAGCUCGAACAGGACAACCCGGAUCGCGUCGACGGCAUUUUCUUCCAGCGCAAGGACAACGACCUGUUUUGGACCGAGGUGCUCUCUCUGCGCGAGGCCUGGAUGGGAGACUGGACGCGGAACCUGACACACCUGGAUGGCCACAUCGUUCGUCUCGGCCGUGACCGUGGCCAGGUCGUGCAGUCGGGCCACGUGGAGACGGUCAAGGGCGAGGGCAUGCCAGUGUACCACGACGACGGUGACAGCGUGUACCACCAGACCGAGUUUGGCAACCUGUACGUCAAGUACGUCGUCGUGCUGCCGGAUCAGAUGGAGUCGGGCAUGGAGAAGGAGUUCUGGGCUCUCUUUGAGAAGUGGCGCCGCAAGAUCGGCGUCGACCUGCACAAGGACACCGGGCGGCCCGAGAAGCCUGUGGUGCACGACGAAUUAUGA
Messenger RNA from Colletotrichum higginsianum IMI 349063, 1245 nucleotides. RefSeq names its product DnaJ domain-containing protein. Gene Ontology annotation, cellular component: cytoplasm. NCBI's taxonomy places the organism in Eukaryota, Fungi, Ascomycota, Sordariomycetes, Glomerellales, Glomerellaceae. Gene Ontology annotation, biological process: protein refolding. The coding region runs from base 1 to 1245 and encodes 414 amino acids. The transcript is spliced from 2 exons. Gene Ontology annotation, molecular function: Hsp70 protein binding. The record is from RefSeq and is a predicted model, not a curated record.